AUGCCCAACCCUGAGGCAUUUGCAGAGCCCCUGCAUCUGCUCCGUUCCCGUUCCCGGGAGACAGAAAGCCCGGGGAAGGAGUGCCGCCAGCCCUGGGGCCUGGGCCCGGAGGGGAGAGAGCUGCAAACCGACACCGUGGAGGAGAAGCCAGUCCAGCGUAUGCAGAGACUGCUCCCCUGGGUGGAGGAGGACACGCUGCAGGAAGCUGCACGGAGAGAGUGCAGGUGGAGGGCGUGGGUGCAGGAGCCAGUCACCUUUGAGGACGUGGCAGUGAACUUCACCCAGGAGGAGUGGAUGUGUCUAGAUGUCCGUCAGAGGGCCCUCUACCAGGACGUCAUGUCAGAGACCGUCAGAAACCUGAUGUCUGUGGAUCUGGUCACGAAGCUCGAGCAAGAAGACAAACAGUGGAGGACGGAGCUCCGGCCCCAUUCCCCCCGCGGAGAAGGCCUCCCUUCCGGUAAAAAGCAGGAGCUUACAGAAGGGAGUCUGAGCAGGAGGGGCAGAGAUCAGGAGGUCCCCCUUGCUGGGAGGGGCUCAGGCCGGCCCUGUGCCCCCGUGGGGUCCAGGCACAGGGCCCCCGAGUGCGCAGCCCCCCAGCCCGGGCCGCCGUUCCCCUGCCACGUGUGCGGCAGGGCCUUCAGCAAGCGCUCCAGCCUGCACAACCACCAGUUUGUGCACAGCCCCCACGCGACGCACAGCUGCAGCCAGUGCGGGAGGUCGUUCCGGAACCCCACGGACCUCAGCUACCACCGCCGCAAGCACCUGGGGGAGAGGCCCUUCUGCUGCCCACUCUGCGACAAGACCUACUGCGACGCCUCGGGGCUGAGCCGGCACCGCCGCGUGCACCUGGGCUACCGGCCCCACCGCUGCGCCUUCUGCGGGAAGGGCUUCCGGGACCGGUCGGAGCUCAAGCGGCACCAGAAGACGCACCAAAACCAGGAGCCAGCGGCCAGGGACUGGGAGCGGGCUGUGAGGAUGGUGGGCGCCAGCGCCCAGUCUCAGAGGUCCCCGGACAGGAGCCAGGCGAGCAGCUGGGAGCUGGCGGCCAGGACCCGAGACCCUGUAUUUGGAACCCAGGGUCCUGUCGCUCAGACCCAGCCGUCCACAGACAGGAAGCAGGUGAUUGCUGUGAAACCUCACGCACGGGCCACUGCAAACCCGGGGCCUGUGACCGGGACCCAGGACCCCGACACCAGAGCCCCCUGCCGGGACACCAAGCCCAGCUGCCCCCCGGCAAAGCCUGCAGGACUCAAGGUCUUCGCGGGCCCGCACUGCCCUCUGACGUUUGGCAGGAAGGCCUGUGCGUCCGGCCGCCAGAAGGCCCACCUCACGGAGCAGCCACGCUGCUGUUUCCGCUGUGGCAAGGCCUUCGGGUCCCUCUCGGGGCUGGCCAGGCACCAGCUCGCACACUGGAAGCGGCAGGUCUACCGCUGCCCCAUCUGUGACGUCUGCUUUGGGGACAAGGAGGGCCUCGUGGGCCACUGGGGGGGCUCCAAAGGCAAGGACACGUGCCAGUCCGUCCUGGCUCAGUGGCUCGGCUUCUUCCGCGAUGCCUCCCCUCUGGCGGGAAAGGAGACGGUUGUGCUCCAGGCCCCAGGCCCCCAGGAGAGGGCAGGGGGGAGGGGAGAGGGCGUGCCGAGCUGAGAAAGCAAGUGAGACCCUGAGGGGCUUGGGACAUAGGGAAGCAGCCACUCUGUGUGCCUGCGGUUCCUGGCCCUGACUUCCGGUGCAGGAAGAGAAGUGAGCCGUCGUGAGGGAAAGGCAGAAAGGCACAGUGGUUCACGGAAACUUGUAUUAUUAUUACUUAGCACCUGGCUUGUUUCUUUGUGUCUGAUACACCAUCAAAUAGUAAUGGUUGCAGAAAACAGUGGAGGUUCUGAUGGACAGGAGGGCAGGGCUGGAGGAGGAGGGGGCUGGGCGAGCGUGGGGACCGGCGUGUGGCCUCCUCCGCAGGCUUCGGGCCACAUCCAGGCUCCCCAGGGUCUCCCUGCAGCUCACUCGGCUCUGAUGGUUUGGACUCUCCCUGCCCCUUCCCUCAGCCCUGCCCCUCAGGACUGGCACCUUGGGCAGAAACAACCAGCGUUUUCGAGGUUAGCACGCUGGACUGUGCAGCAGGGGUGCCCUGGUCACAGUCCGCGGCCGAGAGCCUGCUGCCAUGUCACUGUCAGCUCAGGUGUCAUCGGGGAGAGGAGUGCCACCUGGCUGUGACCAGAGGGGCUUCCAGAUGGACAACAGGGCAGGAGAGAUGAAGGCAGCAAGAGAUGGGGACAGAGAAGGCCAGUGACGGAAGGAGAUGCAAUCCCUUUGAGAACUCCCAGCAUUCCUGCAAAUGCAGAUUGGAAGGUCCGUGCCAAGAGGAGGCCAGUGAGUGUGCAAUGUGGGGGGUUCUGCACGUCGAGGGCCAGUCUGUCCGUGAACCAGCCAGGCUCAGAAGGGGUUUCCUAGAAGGAGGAGAAAGUGACUUGAAAAAUCUGUCUGCAGUGCUGAUCACCAAGCCAUUAAGCCCUGGGAGCCUCUCUCCUCUGUGGGGGGUCUUGGAGGUGAGGCUCCUGGGGUUGCUGGGCAGCCUGGGAGUCUAGGCAGGCGCGGGAGGGUCCUGCCUUCCCCUUGGGGUCCCUCCGGCUACCCCUGCUGCGGAAGGUCCCACCCGCCUCCCCCUUGGGGUCCCUCU
Molecule: messenger RNA, 2671 nt
Organism: Suricata suricatta (meerkat)
Lineage: Eukaryota; Metazoa; Chordata; Mammalia; Carnivora; Herpestidae
Gene: ZFP57
Product: ZFP57 zinc finger protein
Exons: 4
Coding region: 1-1644 (547 amino acids)
Biological process (GO): regulation of DNA-templated transcription
Source: RefSeq, a predicted model, not a curated record